Molecule: messenger RNA, 1765 nt
Organism: Bursaphelenchus xylophilus (pine wood nematode)
Lineage: Eukaryota; Metazoa; Nematoda; Chromadorea; Rhabditida; Aphelenchoididae
Source: the annotation of a GenBank genome assembly
AUGUCGACGAACCAGGAACGUAUCAAUCAGGUCUCGGAGCAGCUCACAACUGCUAUGGAACAGGCUAAAGGUGCUGUAGCCGAGGCAGCAACCAAGGUCAGUGAUUUCUUUCAGGGAAAUCCCUUCGAAACAGAGGUCGGGAAGAAGAUCGGUAAGUUAUUUUCUGUUUCAUUGUUGACUUUUAGAUGUCAUCCCUGGAUAAUAUUCACCUUAUACUUUUAGAAUUGGCCACAGAUGCUGACCGCCUUCAGACUGAGAAUUGGGGACUGAACAUGGAGAUCUGCGAUUACAUCAACUACACCAUUGAUGGAGGAAGGAAUGCCCUUCGGGCCGUUAAGAGAAGAUUGGAAACACAGAUGGGAAAACAUAAUGGGAUUGUGAUGUACACAUUGACAAUCCUGGAAACUUGUGUUAAGAAUUGUGACCAAAGAUUCAAAGCGCUUGUUUGUCAAAAAGAAUUCAUAAAUGAGUUGGUCAGGAUGAUCGGAGCGAAGUAUGAUGCCCCUCAGGCAGUUCAAGAGAGGGUUCUAGAGCUUAUUCAGGUAUGUCAUCACCCUUAAGUGGAUAAUUCGGUGAUGUAAGGCUUGAAAUAACGAAAGAAAUCUAUUUUAGUCUUGGGCGGAUGCUUUCCGUGGAAACCCAGCUCUGGUUGGAGUCUGUGAAGUUUACGACGAACUCAGAGCCAAGGGAGUCGAGUUUCCGGCCACGGACUUUGAUAAAAUGGCUCCCAUAAUCACACCGAAGAGGGUAAGUUACUGUAAUUUAAAGCAUGCGCUUAUUGAUUGCUUUUCCUUUUUGGUUUUUAUCGUGUUGGUGAUAGUAGAUGUCGUAUUGUAGACCGUUUUCACUGAGCCAGUAGCUCCACCCGCUGCACAAGCGACCCAAAAUCAAACGACCCCCUUGCAAGCCACUCUCCAGACAUUUCCAGUUCCAGUAGCCGGGGCUACGGGAAAUUUUAUUUCUGCACAGAGAAUCGUAUGUUCUGUUUUCUCAGUUGUGUAUUUUGUUUGUAGUUGUGUGUAAAAAAGAGGGCAAUGUCAAUUUAAAUUUUAGACAACCGCUCCUUUGCCCGGUCAACCUCAAACCGGAGACACAGCAGCUGUCCAGGAUCCGUUGACUAAGCUUAGGGCUGAUGUUGAUAUUGUUACAGUCAAUAUCACCGUACUUCGAGAUCUUUUGAGUGAUCUUACCCCCGGGGAGGAAAUUCCUGAAGAACUCCAACUGAUUGAGGAUCUGCAUAAGACUCUCCAGAGUAUGCAACACCGAAUCGUGGAUCUCAUCAACUCCGAAUACAGCGAUGACGUGACUUGUAAGUUAUCUCUCUAUUUAAGGACGGUUAACUUUUCCAUUUCAGACGAGCUGAUUACUGUAAACCAAGAGAUCAACAACUGCUUCGAGAAGUACAAGAGGUAUAUGGCCAAGAGAAAUGGAGAAAACCCAUCGGAAACACCUGAAUUGGAGGAUGCAAAACAACUUCGAGAACAAUUGGAGUCAUUCGGAGUUUAUGAAGGAGUGGGAACCUCAAAGGACACUGAUCCGUAAGCGCAAUAUUUCAAAAUCACCGAUUAUAAAUAAUUAUAGAAACCGAAAAUCCGUUGAGAAACAGGCCCCGCAAGAUGAACCUCAACUUGAAUCUCUUCGAACUGUAGCCAUGGAAAAGCCCAUGUUAAGUGAUGAUCAGGCCAAGGAAGUGGCCGAAUGGCUAGGCCAAGGACCAUCUCCCAAGCAACCUGAAAAGAAACAAAAACCAGACGACGGCCUCUAA